Molecule: messenger RNA, 1154 nt
Organism: Zonotrichia leucophrys gambelii
Lineage: Eukaryota; Metazoa; Chordata; Aves; Passeriformes; Passerellidae
Gene: RPP38
Product: ribonuclease P/MRP subunit p38
Exons: 2
Coding region: 143-991 (282 amino acids)
Biological process (GO): tRNA 5'-leader removal
Cellular component (GO): ribonuclease MRP complex; fibrillar center; nucleolar ribonuclease P complex
Molecular function (GO): ribonuclease P activity; ribonuclease P RNA binding
Source: RefSeq, a predicted model, not a curated record
GGGGCGGAGCGGGACCGGGGGCGGAGCGGGACCGGGGGCGGAGCGGGACCGGGGGCGGAGCGGGACGAGGCCGCGUCCCGCGGCGUGUUCCUGGAGCGCGGGAAGGCUGAGGGUGACAAAACAUAGAAUCAGCCACCUCAGGAUGUCUGUAAUUCAGCCAGGCACGGCAACACUUCGGAAAGCAAAGAAAACCACUGUAAAAACCUGUCUAGAUAACCCCUUUGUUUUCCAAUGGAAAACCAUCGAUGGAGAAGAUAUGCAUUUUAUACUGGAGACCUUAGAAGAAAGGAUUAAACAUAUUGGACUUAAAAAGAUUGAGAGUCCAAGAAAGAAAAAACGUUCCUUCACAAAAAAACAAACGGAAAGAAAGUGCGAUGCCGGCACCAAUGAUUUCCCUAAAGAGGAAGCAGAAAGCCACCCACAAAAACCAGGAUGGACUGACAUAAGUAUCAGAAGACAGCUUGCUAUUGGAGUUAACGAAGUUACAAAAGCAUUGGAAAAAAACGAGCUUCUCCUCUUGCUGGUGUGCAAGUCUGCCAAGCCCGCGAUGCUGACGUCGCACCUGGUGGAGCUGAGCGCCAGCCGCGCCACGCCGGCGGGGCAGGUGCCGCGCCUCAGCGAGACCCUCGCGCCCCUGCUCGGCCUGACCUCCAUCCUGGCGCUCGGCUUCAGAAAGCACUCGGACACCUUCACCGAGGCUAUAGCAGCCAUAAUCCCAAAGAUACCGGCCUUGGAAGUGCCGUGGUUUCAGUACAGAACUGAAGAAUCCAUGGCUUAUGCAGACACAGAUUCCUCAGGAAGCCUGGAACCCGAAGAGCUUGCAGAGGUGCUGGGGGAUAAGCUCACAAGUCAGAAGCGGAAGCAUACGGAAAGCAGUCAGCCUGAUCUUUCACAUGUAAUUUUGCAGCCUUUGAAAAUCAAGAAACUUGUCCCAAAUCCCAAUAAGAUAAAGAAACCACCUCGCAAAAAGAAAAAGGCUUUUUCAGCAUAACUGAGUUUGGUUCUUUCUAUGAAACAGAUUUUUAAAUGCAGGAUGGAGUACAGUUCUAACAGUUCUUUUAGGCUUUACAGUGUAAAGGUCUUGAAUACAGGGUGAACUUCAUGUUGCAUUUGGCUGAGGUACUUUCUGCUUUAAUAAAAAAAUAUUGUUCAGA